CAGCAACAUAGUUGAGCUUCACUCGUACAAUACAAAUCAAAUAUGAGAUCCAUAAAAUGUGUUGUGGUUGGUGAUGGUGCCGUAGGUAAAACAUGUUUGCUUAUUUCAUAUUCGACCAACACUUUUCCAAAAGAUUAUGUACCGACUGUUUUUGAGAAUUACUCGGCUAACGUAAUGGUAGAUGGUAUACCUUUUCUUCUAAACCUUUGGGACACUGCCGGUCAAGAAGACUACGAUAGACUCAGGCCCUUAUCCUAUCCACAAACUGAUGUGUUCCUUUUUUGUUUUUCAUUAGUUAGACCAAUUUCUUACGAUCAUAUCAGGACAAAGUGGUUUACUGAAGCGAAACAUCACUGUCCAAACGUUCCUAUUAUACUAGUUGGCACGCAACAAGAUUUGAGAGAGGACAGAAGGCCAGGUGAUAAUAUUGGAGAAAUUCUCACUUACCCACAAGGUGUGGCAUUAGCAAAAGAUAUAAACGCAGUCAAAUAUAUGGAGUGUUCCGCAUUGACUCAAGUUGGACUCAAAGAUGUGUUCGAUGAAGCUAUUAGGGCUGUACUGCGUCCGGAAAAAUGUUCCAAAGGUUGGAGCUGUCAGAUUUUAUAGCAACAUACACCCAUUUGUUAAUUAAAUUACUUUGAGAUAUACGGAUGGCAAUGAAAAUACACUACACAGUUAUA
Molecule: messenger RNA, 680 nt
Organism: Ceutorhynchus assimilis (cabbage seed weevil)
Lineage: Eukaryota; Metazoa; Arthropoda; Insecta; Coleoptera; Curculionidae
Source: the annotation of a GenBank genome assembly